GCUCCAUUCCUCGUAUACGUUGAGGUGCUCGAUUGUUCAGAUCCUUCGACCGCUGUUUUGCCCACUCGACACUCCAUUCAGGCAGUGGAAACCACCACAAGUCUCGUACAUGACUCUAGUGGACUGGACGAGACAAACGCGAGCCAGCGUCAGCUCCUUUCCAGAAGCACUAACUCCACUGUUGGUCCAGUGCCGGGUCGGAUGGGCAACCGAUUGGUUUCUCUUCUAGCCGGCGCUAUCGGCCUCAAGACGGAGCGAAGUGUCCUGAUGGGGAACGCUAGUAAUGCUUCUCCCUGCACUAUCAAUAAUGCCUCUUCUGCUAACGCUUUCGCUGAUGUAACUGCUGCUGAUGUCGAUUCGUCUAGCGACUCCACUAAUGUUUUAACAGAUAAGGCUGUUGCCGAUUUGUCUAUUACCACUGCUCCCCUCAGCCUCGAUAAGACUAGUCUCGGACUUCAUGCUGCUACAGACACAUCUUUUCAAUUACCAACUAAGGAUAUCACGUCGAAAAGGACUCGGUGUCCAGACCAUCAAAUAAAUGUGAGUUUUUACUCUUUCAUAGAUGCCGAGCUGGUCUGA
This is a messenger RNA of Protopolystoma xenopodis, 579 nucleotides long. NCBI's taxonomy places the organism in Eukaryota, Metazoa, Platyhelminthes, Monogenea, Polystomatidea, Polystomatidae. The record is from the annotation of a GenBank genome assembly.